Messenger RNA from Marasmius oreades (fairy-ring Marasmius), 2011 nucleotides. RefSeq lists its product as uncharacterized. NCBI's taxonomy places the organism in Eukaryota, Fungi, Basidiomycota, Agaricomycetes, Agaricales, Marasmiaceae. The record is from RefSeq and is a predicted model, not a curated record. Bases 758 to 1828 code for a protein of 356 amino acids. The transcript is spliced from 14 exons.
UAUUAUAUGUCUCUGGCUUUGUUCACUUCCUCUGUAUAUCUGUUUUCUGUGGUUGGUUUCAAUGUUCAACGUUCAACCUUGACAUGCAGAGGGCAUGACGAUAACGGGAUGACGAACUGGAGUCAGAACUCCACUCCUUUUACAUCCUCCAUUCCAUGAAGACCGUUCGCGAGCGUUCAAAAGUACGAACGAAAAGGAGGAGCUCUUCAAAUGGCAAAAUCCUUUCAACACACCGCACCCUGUUAACAUUUCCGCACCGAUUUCUGGGCACAAAGUGGAUUCGUGGUAGGGGUUCAGGCCGCAAUGUCAAUCUGAUUACAGCCCAACGCAAUCCGGCCAUGACAUUGCCAAUGCCAGAAUACGCGUCAAAUAACUCCAGCAGUAGAGUCGUAAAGCUAGAAAAUGAUGUUUUGUCAGUCGACACAGGAUCAAAUGGUUUGAUGUCGAAGCCAUUGACCGCGGAACCAAAGCCUAGAUUGCGCAAACAUCCUCCAAUCUGGUCUGUGUCACGACAGGAAGUGUGCGAGACAUUCGACUGGUUUCGUUCUUAUCAAGGAGGUGUUUAUUUCAGCAAAGACGUUGUUAAAGGCUAUCUCCUGGGCGGAUUCUCUUCCAGGCGCGAUGGCUUUUUCCUUGAGGGAAGAUUAAUCAUCUCACACGGGUUAAGUAUUUCCUGAUUAUUGCCAAUACCUUGCUCACACUAUUACUGGCCUGUAGUGGUGGCAAGUCGGAAUCUCUGUCGUCUGUAAAAGGUCAUAUGAAACUACAAGGAGCGGGUAAUCAAACGGCCGGGGACAAGUCUGUUCGAGCCCUUCUAAAUAACUAUGAACGGGGCCUUCCUCUUGUUCUCCUAGUCGACCACAAAUAUACCCACUUUCCGUAUGACCUACGUGGCAGUAAUAUCUCGUAUGCCGUAUUGGGUCUGUACUUUAUAGCUCAUGCUUGGGCGGAACGCGAAAUAGUAGGAGGGAAGAACGUGAUUAGAUACAAGUUCGCCUUCCAUUGGAUUGAUAAUGCUGACCCUUGGUGGUGGGAGAAGGAUAACUCGAUGGAUGUAGCUAUGGCUACAGGAUCGUCCGACGAACUCGUUUAUCCCAGUGAGGAUGGCGGUCUACCCAGAAGGACUCCAGAGAAAGACAGAGUAGAGCCGCUGUCAAAGCGAAGGCCGUCUCGGGACACGAGUUUAUAUUCUUCUUGCCGACAAUGUGGCAUUGACAGUCCACAAGUUUUCGCGAUCGGCUGGACCUGUCUCAACGCAACAUGUGUAGCAUUUUGGACUCAUGCAGGCACUUCGCCACCUGAGGAAUGCGUAUACAACACCCAGUUUCUACAAUUACUUCCUUUCCCGAAUAAUCUCAGAGAAGAGUUGAAGGAUAUACGACCUUCCGAGCCAAUGACGGCGCCUCGAGAUGGUAUUACGACGAUAAAGUCAUUUACGCGAGGAUUCCAUUGCCAGAAUUGCGGAAGACUCUCCUGUCGCUUCAAGUGGCAACAAUGGGAGUGUUCAAAUUGCGGUCAAACUCUUCAGGUUCAAGGGAAAAUGAGGCCCGCAAAUGAAUUGAGGAACAUACACAGUGGCAUAGCGCUCAAAGAGUAUGUUAACCCCUUCUCCGGCAUCAGACGCCUCCCGCGCAGGACCUUUAGCGACAAGAACAUCUCCGGCGAAAUUGAUACAUUUGAGCUACCUGAUGGAAGUGGUAACAUAUACCAUGUAAAGACACCUGCUAUGCGACUAGCACCGUUGGAUGAGAUAUUCCUCGAAUAUCAAAAACAAGCUGACAGAGGCGAACUUUUAUUCCGCCGAUGGCCACUACGAAGUGUGCGUUAAUUUGAUUGUUCUUGCAACACUAAAAUCCUAUUUGAUUGUGUAGCAUAAGUUGCAAGGAGAAUUGCUUACUCACUACUUUUCGCACAAUUGCGGAGAACCAUACCACGUAAGGUUUUCGACAGCUUUAUGGUCUGACAUGAUCUUUCAUAUAUCACUACAGUAUGUGGGAGGAGCUGCGAACAC